UUUAUUCUUUUUUUUUGUUACAGAUACAUAUACCAGCGGAUGCUUGGAUAUACCGUCGGUCUGGUACUCCAUGUCACCAACAUAUACAAUAUGAUAGCCUUUUACAAAGGUGAUGUACUAAAUGACCCUGAGGUGAAGCGGUUCCAUGACAAUCAGUUCAGGUUCUUGACUAUAUGGAAUGUUUAUAUGCAAGUAAUAUACAUGGCUCUCGGUCUAUCCUGCGAUGUCCUGACACUCACGAACCAGGGAAAGGACAGCUCAUUGCUGAAGAGUUUGAAGACCAUCAGGGAUCCAUUGUUUACCAACAUUGUAAUGCCAUUCUCAAUUACUGUCAGCUUAACAUUUUGGACGAUAUAUACCUACGAUGGGGCAUUGAUCCUGCCACCCAGCGUCGACAAGACUAUCACUACAACCUCCAAUCAUAUAAUGCAUACAUAUAUAGCUCCGUUAGUGCUUUGGGAAAUACUAUUUAGGCCUAGAAAGAGACCUGAAACACAUCUAGGUAACCUGCUAAUGAUUAACUUGUAUGCUGCUUUCUAUCUUGUCGUAAUCAUAGUCGGCUACCUCGAACAAGGUCUCUGGGUGUACCCAAUAAUGGACCAAUUACAUGGAACCAUAUAUUUCUAUGGAGUUGUGGGCGUUCCUCUCAUCACAACAAAUGUAGCAUAUAUCUUACAAUGGUAUCUUACUGACCUUAUAUGGAAAGGCGAUGGUAAUAGGAAGAAAGUCCUGUAAAUACCCUUAUAAUAACUAUCGUGAGACACUAGUAUUUAAACUCGAAACGGGAUAUUUACCAACUGGUAUAAAAAUAGUGAGUGAUCAUGA
This is a messenger RNA of Spodoptera frugiperda (fall armyworm), 825 nucleotides long. RefSeq names its product androgen-dependent TFPI-regulating protein-like. Lineage: Eukaryota; Metazoa; Arthropoda; Insecta; Lepidoptera; Noctuidae. The record is from RefSeq and is a predicted model, not a curated record. Bases 40 to 735 code for a protein of 231 amino acids. Gene Ontology annotation, cellular component: endomembrane system; membrane. The transcript is spliced from 4 exons.